Molecule: messenger RNA, 465 nt
Organism: Sinocyclocheilus grahami
Lineage: Eukaryota; Metazoa; Chordata; Actinopteri; Cypriniformes; Cyprinidae
Product: kelch-like ECH-associated protein 1
Exons: 2
Coding region: 7-345 (112 amino acids)
Molecular function (GO): protein binding
Source: RefSeq, a predicted model, not a curated record
GGGGUGAUGUGUCUGGAUAACUACCUCUAUGCAGUUGGUGGCUAUGAUGGUCAAACCCAGCUCAAAACGAUGGAGAGAUAUAACAUCACUCGAGACGUGUGGGAGCCCAUGGCCUCUAUGAACCACUGCCGCAGUGCACAUGGAGUCACGGUCUACCAAUGCAAGAUUUAUGUGUUAGGUGGAUUCAAUCAAGGGGGUUUCUUGUCCAGUGUGGAGUGCUACUGUCCAUGCAGUAAUGUAUGGACGUAUGUAACAGAUAUGCCCGUUGGGCGCAGUGGAAUGGGUGUUGCUGUAACCAUGGAACCCUGUCCUGGAAUCCUGUCAGAGGAGGAUGAGGAGAUGUAAUGUAGAAGUUUGACCUGUGAACUUUUUGAAUACAGCACAUGUUGCAUUUCCUUCAAACUUCUUAAUGCAAGUGAUGCCAAUAAGGACAUUUGUAUGUAAUUUAGGUUAAUUUGAAAGUUU